AUGAAUGAGAGUGAAAGGAUGGUGAUGAUCCAAUUGGCUGAGGUGGAGCAGGCGUCUCUGAUGUCAGAGCAGUUGUCUGACAAGUCGUCAUCACUGGCCCUUCCUGAUGAUCUUAGUCUGGACGACCACAGUGACUACCAGCUCCUGGUCAGGGACGGCAAGGAGGAGAGAGGGAGCAGUGACUCCCACAGUUCUGAGGAACUGAGGGGGAUUCAGGCUGGGUGUGGAGGGCGCUGGGGGCACGGAGGUUCUCGACCCCACAGCAGAGGCCCUGAAGAUGGGGUAGGGUUCCUGCUAGAGGUGGGUGCCCAGCCCCAGUUCCAGAGCCAGUCUCUCCAGUACCUCCACCACAACAGAGAUAAUAACUGUACAUCAACAGAUGGUGAUGGCCAUCACAGUGACCAGGUUGGCAGUGUCGGAUGUAGAGGUUCCUCCUCUCCUCUCUUCCAUCUCCCUGUGGAGUUCUUUCACCCCACCACAGCCACAGCGGUCCCCCCACCCAUCCACAGGAUGGGGGUAGACCCAGGGGGGAGAGAGGCAUCCAGGCUGCCAUCCCCAGCCUCCUGGUCCUCUCUGCGCUCCCCAGGGGCCAACAGCAGUGUCCUAGACUCCCCAGGGGCCAACAGCAGAGUCCUAGACUCCCAAGGGGCCAAAAGCAGGGUCCUAGACUCCUCAGGGGCCAACAGUAGGGUCCUAGUUUCCCAGCACCCGUCCCACAGUGACUCGUCCCUGGCCACAGGCAGCUCCGAGGGAAGCCUCCAGACCACCCUGGAGGAAGGUCUCAGCUUUAGCGUCUCCCCCCCUCGAGUCUCCCUGGCCCUGCCUCUCCUCUGCCCUCUCCCCCUCCCUCACCUUGACGAAACACGACAAACCCCCAGAUCACUGGGUCACCCCUCAAUGAGAGGCCGCAGUACAAUAUUCAACCUCCAAGCAACUAGAGGGCACCAGAGGAGCCAGAGCAGCUGUGGCAGCAGCACCAGUCCAGGCUGCCCAAGGCAAGACUCUAUGGACCCUUCAGAUGACGAUUGUGGGAUAGGGAUGGGAGGCGAAGGAUCCAGUCAGGCUUUUAACAGCGAACGUUUAUCAGAGACACUUAGUAGUUUGUCUCUGACGUCACUGCUGUCACCUAGCUCCCUGGCACCCCCUCUGGUGAAAAAAUGUAAUAGCACUGGGAGUUUGGACCAGGCAAAUCUUUCUGUCAGGAGUAAAGAUGGACAACAGUACUAUGAGAUAGAUGCUCAUGGAUACCUCACCAACCCUUGGACUGAGAAGAGGGGUGGACAGGAAGGGGAGAUGGGGUUUGGAGUUAAAGGUACGAGCCAGAUGAUGGAUGCCGGCUCAAGGAAAAACAGAUGAAACUUUAUCUAUCGGUUGGAACUUUUUUUUCUCCUCCAGAGGUGUUUGAUUGAUAUCUGUUCAAUGAACUCGUCUCCUCCCUCUUUCGCUCUCUCUCUUUCAUCAGUGAGAUGUCCAUGUUCUCUUCUUUCCAUGACGAUUGGGUGAAAAUUGAAGCUGAGGAAUUGGUAUACAUUUUGUGGAGGAUUACAAUGACUUCUGGGUAAUGGUGUUUAAUUAAGGCAUCUCCUUUUCUGAGACAUGUGGAUAUUCUUUGAGAGGACUACAGCAAUGACAGGACCCUUGAAAGACAUGCUAAUUCUGGGCUUGCAUGGAGCAUAGUCGCCCUCAUCCAUACACCCAAAGAAAAGCAAAAACAAGUACCAAAAUGUGAAUUUCGUGUGAGCAUUGUCGGAACAAUGAUGAACCUCCAAACAUUGAUGAAACUCCAAAAGUUAACGAUUGCGAAACAGGGCUAGCUUAGCUUAGAGGCUAAUGCUAACGCUCCUGUGAUUGACAACAGGGCUAGCAUAGCCCAGUGGCUAAUGGUAGUCUAAUGGUUUUGUCCUCCUGAAAAAAGACAAUGCUCAUUAUUAAGAUAAGCAGAUUGUAGAGUCCUUUCGAUGAGACUUUGUACAGAGUUGUUGUUUUUUAUUCACAUCUAUAAGGUAGCAUUGAUUACCAACUUUUUCUUUUAGCUUAACAUUUGAUAGGUGAAAGAAAAUCAAGGUUGCAUAUUUGAUGGGUUUUCUAGUUAUAAAACAUAUUGGAUCUGUAUGAAUGCAGAUGUGUCCCUCUGUGUGUGUUAGGGUGAGAUAUAAAGGCUAAUCUAGAAAUACUAGAACUAGCAAAAGGGCACCUUUUGAAUGGAAAAUAAAUCAAUGUGAGAGCUAUAGUGAAGAGAUGUGGGGAGUGAAUGAGAACAUAUGCCGUACCAUAGAGGAAUAGGCCAUGUUCUCAUGAAUCACCCAUGAACCAAGGGCUUCAGAGAAGAUGCUCUCCUGUCCCUACUGGAUAGAUGCACCAUAUCCAAUGAGAGAUCGAGAUCGGACGCCAUCUUGGUUGGUGAAACACAAAGUAAAACAAAGUCCCGGUCAGUUUCACAAAAUGGAGUUCUUGUCUCUUGUGUCCCCCCCCCUUGUUGACAUUUGUGCAGCGUUGUGUAUCGACGUUUUGAAGGAAAAUUCUAUACCUCAGGUGGAUUACAGAAAACACUGAAGUGGAUCUAUAAAAUAUUUUUUCCAACGCUCACACUCAGAUGGUCACAUAAAUACACAAGCGCACCCACACCGCAACCACAAAGAUGUCAAAGAUGUCCGCUUACCUGCAGUAUGUUUUGGUUUUUCUUGAAGACAGGAAGAGAUCAGAGAGGAACAAAUCUCUCACUCGAUCGCUCGUCGUCCAGCUUAUCCUCCUUUCAUUCUUUCUCAUUAUCCGUUAGAAUUAAAGGGGCACUCCACUAUUUUCUAAGCUCAUAUUCAAUAUCUCCAUAUGGACACCGGCAUGUUGCAGGAAGGACAGUAGGAAUUUCAGGUUAAAUAAGUAGCGAAGUGCCACUUUAAAAUACCCAGUUGGAAAAGACAGUUUAUUUAACAUGUUAUCCCCCUGAGUAUGAGAUAUGCAAUAUGUGAAGCAUACAGAUAUAUAUGACACAGGUAUAGGUAGGAGAUAGGCAAGAGGGUUCAAAUAUAUCACUAUUAUGUAUUACAGUAAAAUGUCAAUAGGCUCCAAUGAGAUUCAAAGGUCAUUCAAUUAUGAUGUGUUAGAAUGUCUGUGUAUUCCCAGAUGGUAGGAUCAGGAUGUCUUUUGUUCUUGUCUUUACCCCCGCCCGCUAAGUUGCAUGUUGUUAUUCUUUUGUGAAAUGACAUUUUAGAGUCAUAAAAGUGGAUUAGCUUCUCAACCUCGGCGGAUUCUUGAUUCUUUAACAUGGCGACUCGUCUCAUUUACAGGACGCGUCAUCGUUCAUCUGAAUGUCGGACCCUUUUCAUCUUCCCAUGUUAACCGUUGACCCUUUUCAUCUUCCCAUGUUAACCUUUGAUCCUUUUCAUCUUCCCAUGUUAACCUUUGAACCUUUUCUUGAGGCACCCAAAGUCUCAUUCUGUCUCAAAUGUUAAUUGAUUAGCAGCUGUGUGGGAACCCUAGCAGUUGAUAGCUCCGUUUCAAUGCAUAAAUCCUAGUGAUGCCUUAUUGAACGGGGGAUGUUGUCUGUUUUGAUUGUAAGGACGAAGUGCAGGUUUGUUAGUGCUGCCUACAUGUGUAUGUCAUUUUGAGAGUAGAUUUGUAAGGAUAGAAUAUCACAAUUAGAAUAGAACACAAACCCAACCUGUGUAUUAAUACAUAUUCAUCCGUGUCAAUGUUGAAACUCUAAAUCUGGUGUUCUUCUUCUCUCUCGCUAAACAUAACGGGUUCCAAACUACUCCAACUAUUCAAAUAGCCUACUUCAUUUACCUUGGGCAUUCCUCUUGGUUGUUCUAGCUCAACAAACAGAUAGACCAAGUCAUAGACAUAAGCUAAAAGAUGAUCAAAUCAAAUAGAAACUUCAGUGUCUCUUAGGACCCUGACGUGUGUGUGUGUGUGUGUGUGGAAACAAGGAUAAUAUCUUUGACAAAUAUUUGAAAUGAGAAACCGUGGGUUUGGCACUUGUAGUUGGCUUCAGAUUUAAUCACUUGGUCCACACAAAUAUAAAUGUCAUUUCGGUUUCUUUAAAAAACUGCAGAUUUGUCUUUGCCGGGUUUUUAAAGCCCCUUAACGUUCCAUGAUGCUAACACCAUGUUAAGAUACAAACUUCACGAGACUACAUAUGUUCAAACAUAUUUUGUUCACAGACAUUUCAAAAGAUUUGAGGCCAGAAGAGAUGUUGUUUACUAUAAAAGGCUGCUAUUCAACCAACCGGGUGUUUAGUAAGCCUUUGAUACAGUAUCUGAAAUGAACACAUCUCUUAUCUCAUCACGUCAGAUUAGAUGCUGUUCAGUCUCACAGAGAUAUAUCAGAUGGCAGUUUAUCUUCUCUUUUCAUUUUUCCCCCUCUUUUCUUUGUUUUUCAUGUCCUGCUGUCUUCAGAGCCGUGUCUCACUGUUUAGUGUCUUAAAUGAUGAACCGUAGCAUCACAGUCUUCCUCACACAGCUUCCAACACUAGAGAGUGUUUGACAUCUACAAGUAUCAAAGAGAAGCAUAUGACUCUUAGCAGCAGGUGUGUUUGUCUACUUGAAUGAGUGUGUGUGUUUGUGAAUGCUCGUCCCUCUGCCCGAAAUAUGACCUACUACACCAUUGUAGGAAACGGCUGCAAUUGAAGAAAAAAAUUGAUGUAUGAAAGUCAUUGAUCCUAGUCACAAUCUUUCCUGUGGGUUUCUUGGUAUUCAGCAGCAACAUGCACAUGAUCAGCUAGCCAAGGCUUCAUUCAAACACUAUUAAGUGCAAACAACACUAGCUUUCUGUGACUGGGUCUCGUCCUCUAAGUUUGAAAGGGUUUUUAACAUCAAUCUAUGGUAGCGUUGCAAAUGGCCCUCUAUUCCCUAUAAUACCCUGAGGUUAAAAGUAGUGCACUAUAUUGGGAAAAGGGGGCUAUUUGGGACAAGUCUGUAACACUUGUACACCUGGGGUUUUACCUCCCUUGGAUAGAACCCGACUGAUCGAAAAACACAUGCACGCACACACACGCACGCACGCAUGCACAUGGACACGCACACACACACACAUACAGACACACACACACACACACACAGCUUGAUACGCUGGCACACCUGCGGCUCCCUCCUCCCCCCUGGAGAGAACCUGUCUGAUCAAAAGACUGCUUACAUGAACAGGCAUUUAACCACUAACACACAGCUGUCCACAGCAAUCUACAAGCCUCUGAUGUACUGUACUCACAUUCUAUUGAAUUAGAUGAAGACAGAGAGAGAAGCACAAAGGUUACUAGGUGUGUUUGAUCAGACUAACACAAGAGAAGGAAGAAUAGGAAUGAAUAGGAAUGAAUGAGAGUGAAAGGAUGGUGAUGGUAAUAGGUGUGUAGUGUGUAUACACAAACACACACACACACACACCUUCGCUGGCAUGACCCCAGCCUUAGCUUGUUAGAUGUUGGCCAGCUGUGGAGAGGGUUGAUGUUGAGUUGUGUUCUGGGUGUGUAUGGACAUCUGGCAUACAUGGAGGGAGGGAGCAAGGGAGGAGAGAGGUAGCGAGCACGCGAGAGAGGGAUGUGGAAGGGAGGGAGGGAUGGUCCUUUGAAGUUGUCACCCUCAGGAUACACAGGUUCUCUCUUCUCUCACAUCUCAGAACAGUUGAUGUAAUGGAAUAGAUAUGCAGUUUAACACUGUUCAAAGUGCCAUCACCUCAGAGUAAAGAGAGGGAUGGAGAGAAAGAGAGACAGGGGGGGGGACAGUGCAUGUGAUGUGUGAAUUCAUGCUGUCAUUGCUGUGUGUAUCACUCAGUUAUAGGACCCUUCUGUAGCAACGCAGCAUAUGGAGGUGUCUAUUCACCUGCCAUUUGAACACAGGCAGUGACAAGACCACCCGUGGGGUCCUAAUGUGUCAACAGUAAUUAAGCAUCGUUCAAGUCAACGUCCCCAUCUCCCUACACUGUUAGUGCUGCGGCUAACGCUAAUCUGUAAACUAGCGUGUCUUGAUUGGUUUAGCUUGACAGGUAGCUUAGAGGUGAUGUGAUCUUCGUCUGACUGACAGAUUGAGCCGUCACAUUGACUUAAUUGAACACUAAUUAAGAUGGUAGACGGCUGUUAUAGACUACACCUGUCCCAUUGGUUAUAAUGGAGUUCAGACGACUUUACACCGUGUGAUACAAUAGGCUGAUUGGUCUUCUCAAACCAAUGGGAAUAUAUCACUGAUUUCCAAAAACACACCAGUUUGCACCUUUACGUGAUUGUCUUCAUAUUGUGUUCCGUUGAAUGAAACCUUCUGGGUGGGUUUUAAAUGAUCAUGUUUACAAGGUGGGAUGAAUCUAUUCACAUUUCCUCAUCCAAAAGCAGUUUUCACAACAAAGUGGGGCAAUGAGAAAUAAAAAUAAAAUGGAUCAUUACGAACUGUAGAGAACGCCUUCACCUGGAAACAUAAUGUGAUUUAAUAAAUGAUGUUUUGUUGCAGGGGAAUGUGGAUUAUACAUACAUGCACACACACACUAAGACCAAACUUAAGAGCUUUACCACUUGAUUGCAUUCUUUACAGAAAUAAGAAGAUAAGAACUCUCUCAAUUUAAUUGGAAUUCCUCUAAAAUAUAUAUAUUGCAAUGCAACACUAGUGGGUUUUAGAAACUGGUGGGCUCAGAAAGCCAAUUAAUCACUGAAGCGGCUACAUGUGUUUUGCUGUCACAGAGUCUUUGUUUAAUGGAGGUGAAUGACAACGAAGAGCCUGUAGAUGAAGACAUGCAAUUACCAGCCUAUUUCCUUAUCUAGGCUUAGGGUUUAUGACCAUAUAAGGACCAUAUUCAGUCACAUAAAGUACUUGUACAUGAAUAGUGCAAGGAGUUAAUGAGUACAGUCUGUGUGUGCGUGUAUGCGUGUAUGUGUGUGCGUGUAUGCGUGUAUGCGUGUAUGUGUGUGCGUGUAUGCGUGUAUGUGUGUGUGUGUGUGUGUGUGUGUGUGUGUGUGUGUGUGUGUGUGUGUGUGUGUGUGUGUGUGUGUGUGUGUGUGCUUUUCAUUAGCCUAAUAGGCAGUCAAAUUGGUAUUACUACAGCCCAAUAAGAUACUUGAUAUCCCCUCCUCAAUUUCAAUUACUGAAACCACAGUGAGGAGAAAUAUAAUGGAAAGCAAAUUAUUGUCAUUGUUGAUGAGGUUUCCUCUCUCAUCUGGUCUGUGUGUGGUGUCAGUGUGUGUCUGAUUGAGGUUGAAGGGGGACGUGCUGUGUGUGUGUGUGUGUGUGCAUCCGUGUGUGUGCGCAACUACAAGUAUGUGUGUGUGUAUGUGUGUGUGUGUGUGUGUGUGUAUACGCUCGUGUGUCACCAUCAUGAUCUAUCUGUGCUCGCUCUUAAAGGACAAACACAUCAAUCACAACAGCGGCCAUUUUGUUCUGAAUAAGAAAAGGGGUCAGUAGGCUAGCUCAGGCUAACUCAGGAAUCUCCAUGUAUUUACAUAAUAUUGGUUGUACAGUACCAGCACUAUCUUGAGAAACCCAUUCAUUUAUUUAUGUUCAACCAGCAACUACCUCUCUUACUCUCAAACAGACAGAUCCUACUCAUUCCAAAACCAUUUCCCAUGUCUCAUUUUCUCAGAUCACAUUGUCUCCUUCCCUCUCCUCUCUCUGUCACUCUGUCCUAUCCCUCUUUAGCGCAGCAAUCAGACUCGCGUAAGGGAAGGAUACAUUUUCAUGACAAUGUGAUCUGAAAAGCUCAAAGAGGCUAACAGUGGUAGAGCAUUGAUGUGUGUGUCUGUGAACAUCUCUUCCUCCACAUGAGAAAUGGUUGUGGAAUGAGUGGGAUCUGUCUGUUUGAGAGACGUUGAUGUAGAGAAUUCAUAUAGUCCUUUGAUUAUUUCCCCCUCCACUCACCCCGAACAUUUCACAUGUCAACCUGUGUGUUUCUGUGUGUUGUCACCUGUCAUGCUAUUGUCUGUAGUCAUAAACACAUUACACCCACAUCGUGUUUAUGACCAUAUAAGGACCAUAUUCAGUCACAUAAAGUACUGUACAUGAACAGUGCAAGGAGUUAAUGAGUACAGUCUAUGUGUGUGUGUGUGUGUGUGUGUGUGUGUGUGUGUGUGUGUGUGUGUGCUUUUCAUUAGCCUAAUAGGCAGUCAAAUUGGUAUUACUACAGCCCAAUAAGAUACUUGAUAUCCCCUCCUCUGUUUCAAUUACUGAAACCACAGUGAGGAGAUAUAUAAUGGAAAGCAAAUUAUUGUCAUUGUUGAUGAGGUUUCCUCUCUCAUCUGGUCUGUGUGUGGUGUCAGUGUGUGUCUGAUUGAGGUUGAAGGGGGACGUGCUGUAUGUGUGUGUGUAUGCGCUCGUGUGUCACCAUCAAAUGCAUUGCUUGACUGCCGUGAGGGUGAUCAGCACAAUAUCAUUUGCGAACUGCUGCCCCCCAAACGAUUCUCGAGAAUGAGUUUGUUGAGCAGAGACUGUGUGUGUUUUUGGUUCGACAAAGCAGUGUCCAUCAUAACAUUCAAUAAUCAAUGAAUUGCAGUCAUUGUUGCACCAUGCGAUCAUUUAUCAGUUCUGAUAAACGCUCUACGCUGCCUGGAGCAUGAUCUGUUGAGCCUGAGCUCAUAUAUGACAGACAGGUGUGGUGAGAUCAUAUAUGACUGACAGGUGUGGUCAGAUCAUAUAUGACAGACAGGUGUGGUGAGAUCAUAUAUGACAGACAGCUGUGGUGAGAUCAUAUAUGACAGACAGGUGUGGUGAGAUCAUAUAUGACAGACAGCUGUGGUGAGAUCAUAUAUGACAGACAGAUGUGGUGAGAUCAUAUAUGACAGACAGCUGUGGUGAGAUCAUAUAUGACAGACAGCUGUGGUGAGAUCAUAUAUGACAGACAGGUGUACUGUCAUCUCCAAGAACUUGAGUGGACAGUGUGUUGACUUGGUCAGUCCUCUGGCAUAGGGGCUGUACACAUCAAUAUUCCCUCUUCAUUAGAUAAUGCAGUAUAGUGGUUGUUCUGGUUUCUACAGUAACACAGGUGUUAAAGGAGAUGUGAGUGAAAUAACAUAUUAUUAUUCUCCCCUCAACCCUUCACUCCUCCUCCCCAUCCUCUCUCCUCUCCUCCACCCAUGUACUCCUCUGUUUCUAUCACUCCUCCUCCCCAUCCUCUCUCC
Messenger RNA from Oncorhynchus kisutch (coho salmon), 9082 nucleotides. RefSeq names its product voltage-dependent T-type calcium channel subunit alpha-1I-like. The record is from RefSeq and is a predicted model, not a curated record. Bases 1 to 1356 code for a protein of 451 amino acids. The transcript is spliced from 5 exons. NCBI's taxonomy places the organism in Eukaryota, Metazoa, Chordata, Actinopteri, Salmoniformes, Salmonidae.